Messenger RNA from Racocetra fulgida, 1953 nucleotides. NCBI's taxonomy places the organism in Eukaryota, Fungi, Glomeromycota, Glomeromycetes, Diversisporales, Gigasporaceae. The record is from the annotation of a GenBank genome assembly.
AUGAACAAAAAAACAAUAGAAUUAAAUACAAGGAUAUAUGCCACAGUUAAAGAAGUUAAGCAAAUGAUUCAGGAUAAAGAAGGCAUCCCCUCUGACCAACAACAUCUUGUUUUUAAUAAAGAAUUGUAUGAUGACCAUUUCUUGGCACGUUAUAGUAUCAGGCACGAUUCUACAUUGUAUCUAGAAUAUGAAGCAAUAAUGAUCUAUGUAAAAUUAAUGGAUGAAACAAUCAUAAAAUUGGAUGUCAAUAGAAGUUACACCAUCGAACAGGUUAUUCGUAUGAUCCAAGAUAAAGAAGGCAUUCCCUCUCAUCAAAUAACAUAUUUUACUAUUAAUAACGGAAUUAUGCAUCGUUAUGAUAUCACAUCUCAAUACAACACACUUAAAACCUUAGCAAAUUAUGGGAUUAGGAAUGAAUCUACACUUAAACUAUUUCAUUAUAAUCAAUUUUCUGGUUCUUUGUAUGUGAAAACACUACCCGAAAAAACGAUAACUGUGCAAGUAGAUUCGAAUGAUACCAUUGAACAAGUUAAACAAAAGAUCCAGGACAAAGAAGGAAUUUCUCCUGAUCAACAAUGCCUCUUUUUUGCUGGCAAGCGAUUAGUAAAUAGGUGUACCUUAUCAGAUUAUUUCAUCCCAAAGGAGGCUACUGUUCAUCUUGUAAUUAAAAUCAGUACUGACAAAGAAUCACCUGGUGCUGGCAUUAUAUUUGUGAAAACAUUAACGGGAAAGACAAUAAGUUUUGAUUUAGAAUUUGAUGACACCAUUGAAGAACUUAAACAAAAGAUUGUGGACAAGGAAGGAAUCCCUCCUGAUCAACAACACCUUGUUUUUGCUGGCAAGCAAUUAGAAGAUGGGAAAACUUUUGCAGACUAUAAUCUUCAAAGGGGGUCUACUCUUCAUCUUGUGCUUAGAUUACGUGGUGGAAUGCUUCAGGAAACCAGUGGUCGCAUAGAAUUUGACGCACUGCCACCACUCACUCAAUAUACUCUAACGCCUGAAGAACGUUUACAAAAUGGAAUUCAUGCUGGUAUUGCCUGUAAUUAUUGUGGUGAACGUGAAUGGAAAGGGACAAGAUAUAAAUGUUCUGAAUGUUCUGAUUAUGACUUGUGCAUUGAUUGUAUCACAAUGUCCGACCUAAUUCAUAACGCGCAACAUUCUUUUCUGAAAAUAUUGAAACCCUUAGACCCAAAGAAUGUUUCAAAAGAUACUUCUAUUGCUUAUGUUACCCCAAUACUACCAGACACGAAAGAGAAAUUAUUAGCUCUGCUACGCGAAGAAGAACGGCGAAGAUUUUCACCUGAAAUUCAAAAAAAAUAUUAUGAUGUUGGGAGCGAUCCUACAAGUGGAAAGGAUUGGAUGGAUGUUACAGAUCAGAUGCAGCAUGAGUUGGUUCGAGAAUUCGGAUAUUCAGAUGAAGCAGUACAAAUGUUACGGCGUGCACCACAACUUUAUCCAGAUGAUCCUGAAUUUCGUACAACUCAAGUAUAUGUUCGCAAUAAUGUUGCCAACAUUGGAAAUCUCACUGAAGGAAUGUUAGCACCUGAUUGUCCAUUAGUUCCAUUAGAUUCUUCAAUUUUUACGUCAAUAAUUGAUCACAGUAAAAAUUUGGUUCAUUUACCGGAUGUAGAUUUUUAUUUGAUUCAAAUUAAAGAAGCACAUGCUUCUGAUGUUUGGCCUAUUGGCAACAUUGUCGAUGUCAAGGAGCAUCACACAUUAUCUGACCGUUUGGCUGCUGCACGUGAGAUGGCAACAAAAACCAAAUUGGAAAUUCCUGUACUAGCAGACACAAUGAAUGAUACUUUCUUAAAAUUAUAUUCACCAUGGCCAUUCCGAUUUUUUAUAGUUGUUGAUGGAAUUUUAAAACUUGUUGGAAUGCCAAAAGAUGCGCGUUAUGAUACAACAGAUCUAGUUGAGUGCUUAGAUGAUCUUUUACGCAACAAUAAAGACUAA